Molecule: messenger RNA, 3195 nt
Organism: Pipistrellus nathusii (Nathusius's pipistrelle)
Lineage: Eukaryota; Metazoa; Chordata; Mammalia; Chiroptera; Vespertilionidae
Source: the annotation of a GenBank genome assembly
AUGUGGCCCCGGCCCCGCGCGCCCUGGCGCUGGGCGCUGGCCCUGCUGGCCCUGGGCGGCGCGGGGCUGUGCCACGCCGGCCCGCAGCCCCGGCCCCCCGCGCGGCCCGGCGCCAGGAACAAGAACUGGUGCGCCUACAUCGUGAACAGGAACGUGACCUGCUCCGUGCAGGAGGGCAGCGAGAGCUUCAUCCAGGCUCAGUACAACUGCCCCUGGAGCCAGGCGCCCUGCCCGUCCGCGCUCGUCUACCGCGUGAACUUCCGGCCCCGGUUCGUCACCAAGUACAAGAUGGUGACCCAGCUGGAAUGGAGGUGCUGCCCGGGCUUCCGAGGCGCAGACUGCCAGGAAGGCCCCCGAGACACCGGGAAGGCCCCGCGCCCCACGCCCGCCCGGCCCCGGAGCAGCCUGAAGAAGCCCACAGACAAUGAGCCAAGCCAGGUCUCAGAGCCCAAGAAAACCUUGUCACCGACUAGUGCAUCGAAACCAAAUCGGGCAGUAGAUCCAGAACUGGGUCCCCAAGAACUUCAGGACAAGAAAAUCCAGGUGCUCGAGGAGAAGGUGCUCCGGCUCACACGGACGGUUCUUGACCUCCAGUCUUCCAUCGCUGGAGUGAAUGAGAACAUCAAGCAUACCAUUCAGGACGACGCCAGCAAGAUGCUGGCCUCGUGGCUCAAUAACCAGCACCCCCAGCCAGUGCCCGACAGCGCCACGGUUGGUAGAGACACUGAAACGGCCCAGCUUCCUGGCGCCCUCAACAAAAAGGAAUCCGGCAUGAAGGACAUCAAAUCCGAGUUGGCCGAAGUCAAGGAUGCUCUGAAGACCAAGAGUGACAAGCUGGAGGAGCUGGACGGCAAAGUGAAGGGUUACGAAGGGCAGCUCAAACAGCUCCAGGAGGCCGCCCAGGGCCCUACGGUGACCAUGACGACCAAUGAGCUCUACCAAGCCUACGUGGACAGUAAGAUCGAGGCGCUGAGAGAGGAGCUCAUGGAGGGCAUGGACAGGAAGCUGGCCGACCUGAAGAACUCCUGUGAGUACAAGCUGAUCGGUGUGCAGCAGCCGUGCGAUGACUAUGGGAGCAGCUACCUGGGUGUGAUCGAGCUGAUAGGGGAGAAGGAAACCAACCUGAAAAAAGAAAUAAACGACCUUCGAGCCCGGAUACAGGAUCCUGCAGCCCGGCCAGAUUGCUGCGAUGGUGAAAAGACCGGUGACUUGGGGCAGCAGAUCAAGGCGUUAGACCAGAAAAUUGAAAGAGUUGCGGAAGCCGCCAGGAUGCUAAACGGGCGCCUGGACAAUGAGUUCGACCGGCUCCAAGUUCCAGAGCCGGAUGUGGACUUCGAUGCAAGAUGGAACGAGUUAGACGCGAGGAUCAACGUGACGGAGAAGAACGCGGAAGAACAUUGCUUUUACAUCGAGGAAACCCUCCGGGGGACCAUUGCUGGAGAGGUCGAUGACCUGAAGCAACUGCUGGGCCAGAAAAUACAGUCCCUGGAAGAGCGUCUGGGGAGCCUGCUCCUAGAGAUGACCAACCACACGGAAGCAGAGCCCACUCCCCCGGCACCAGCCCUCCCACCAGGCGGGCCCGGGGCGGGGCAUGACCAGGUCAUGGUGGAGUUAAACCACUUAAGGAAGAAAGUUCAAGCUGUGGAGGACAUUUGCCUGCAGGGAGAGCUUCAUGGGAUAGAAGACGCUUUGCCACAUGGAGAAGACCACGCUGUGGGUGACAGUGUGAGCCUUUUGAGGUCUCUAAAUGACACGAUGCACAGGAAAUUUCAAGAAACUGAGCGUAGCAUCCAGAGACUUCAACAGGAUUUUAGUUUUCUUUAUUCUCAACUCAACCACACAGAAGAGGAUAUGGAUCAUCUCCAGAAUGAGCUGAUCAAGUGUAGGGACGGUGAAGACGCCGGCGGGGACGGGUUUCCUAAGGGGGGCGAGCGAGAAAGGACGGCGGAGCCCGUCCCCACUCCCCAGGACGCCGCGGCUCCUUGCUGCGGCCAGCUGGAGGAGCGAUGGCAGAGGCUGCAGGGCCAGGUGCUCGCCGAGCUGGACACUUGUAAGGAAAACACGCACGGGGUCCAGAGGGACGUGUCGGUGGUGGAGGACAGGGUGUCUCAGAUGGAGAAAACGUGCAGCAAACUGGACUCCAUCUCGGGAAGUCUUCAGAGGAUCAAGGAAGGCCUCAACAAGCACGUCAGCGGCCUGUGGAGCUGUGUCAGGCAGAUGAACGGGACCCUCCGAUCCCACUCCAGAGACAUCUCUGGCCUGAAGAAUUCCGUGCAGCAGUUCUACAGCCACGUUUUCCAGAUUUCCACCGACUUGCAAGAUCUGAUCAAAUUUCAGCCGUCACCAGGGGAGGCCCCGCCGGCCUCCGAGAAGCCCCCGCCGCGGGCAGAGGCCCCCACGGAGCCGUCGCUUCCGGAGCUGACGCCCCCGCCCCCGCCGCCGAGGCCCAGCGCGCCCCCGCCUCCCGAGCACCCUGGACAACGGCCCGUUCUGCCCCAGAGACCCCAAAAGCCGCUGCCCUGGCCGGCGUGGCCCGGCUGGCUGGGCCUGCCCUCCUUGCCCGGCUCCACGGGGGUCAUGAUGGAGACGGGAGAGGCUGGGCCUCCGGGGAGGACGGGCGUGUCAGGGAGAGGCCUGAAUGGCCAGGCGGGGCAGGCGCCCGUCCCCAGCACCGAAGGCUUCGCGGGAGCUCCAGGAUACCCCAAGUCACCGCCUGCAGCCUCCCCAGGGGUUCCAGCGCCCUUCCUGGUGUCUUUCUCCGUGGGGCUCACCCAGAAGCCUUUCCCCAGCCACGGGGGUGUUGUCCUCUUUAACAAAGUGCUGGUCAACGACGGGGACGUGUACGACCCCAGCACCGGGAUCUUCACGGCUCCGUUCGAUGGGCGCUACCUCAUCACGGCCACGCUCACUCCCGAGAGGGACACGUACGUGGAAGCGGUCCUGUCGGUGUCCAACGCCAGCGUGGCGCAGCUGCACACAGCUGGCUACCGCAGAGAAUUCCUGGAACACCACCGGCCCCAGGGGGCCCUGCACACCUGUGGCGGCCCCGGGGCGUUCCACCUCAUCGUGCACCUCAAGGCGGGAGAUGGCGUCAACAUCGUGGUGACUGGGGGCAGGCUGGCUCACACGGACUUUGACGAAAUGUACUCCACGUUUAGUGGGUUUUUCUUAUAUCCUUUCCAGUCCCACCUUUAG